Molecule: messenger RNA, 1131 nt
Organism: Symbiodinium pilosum
Lineage: Eukaryota; Dinophyceae; Suessiales; Symbiodiniaceae
Source: the annotation of a GenBank genome assembly
AUGGUGCUGGCAAGACAUUGUGUUCAUCUUGGUGCUCUAACCUCUAGAAACACUUGCGCAGCUUUAGACAGCAACCUGCUCGUAAGUGGUGAUGCAGGCGCCUACAUUAACAAUUACGAUGGCCGCAAUCCGUUGGGUAUCCAACCCAAUGGGCAGAGAAGCCAGAACUACUUUCUGCUAAUUGGCGACUGGGGGCGAGCUGACUCUCCUGGCCCCUGCCAGCGUGCGGUGGCAGACCACAUGAAAGCCUAUGUUGCCCGUCAGCAACAGCAAGGGAAAAAGUUGCUCUUUGUCGCCUCGGUUGGUGACAACUUUUACUGGAGCGGUGUCACACCAGGAGCUUGGGAGAAGUCUUGGUCUUCACUCUAUGGCACAAAUGACCCAGGCAGCCCGCUACACCAGGUUCCGUGGCUGUCCGUUCUGGGAAAUCACGACCUUGGCAACGACGAUCCAUAUGCCGCGUGCGCAGACCAAAUGCAGGCUCCGCUUGCGAUGGUCAAUGGUCAGCGAUACGGUUGCCAGCAGUUUAACGCGGACAAGAACCCGAACAGGCCAGCCGACACUCGGUUGUACUGGAUGCCUGACUACAACUACCACUACGAGAUCCCAGAAGCUGACCUAGAGGUCAUCGCCAUCGACACGAAUCAAGUCGAUAUCGAAGGCUUCGGCGGCGAUUCUGGAGGAGCUUGGAAAAUGGGCAGUGUAUGUGGAGGCCAGGGAAACGUGGAGAGCUUCAUGCAAAGGGUGAACCAGGCAGGUCAAGAGCUACUUCGUCAACGUGCAGCGCAAGGUACUGCCAAGACCGUCCUGAUCAUGCAGCACUACCCGGGACAAUGUCAGAAGGACAUUUUCCUUUCGGCGCUGCGGCCAGGCCGCGAGGUGAACGUCAUAUGCGCGUAUGGCCACGACCACACUCAACGCUGUGAUGGAAGCGACGGCAACGGGCAGUGCAACAUGAUCCUCACAGGCGGUGGGGGCGGUUGCUGCGCCGGAGUCAUCAGUCGUGCAGGCUUCGCUGCCAUCAGCCUAUCUGAUGAUGGAGGAUUUGUGUCCGACGUGCAGUCCGGCGACGUCGUCGUUCCAGAUGGUACCUGUUACUGGCGCCGGCUCACAUUGUCCGACUAUGUUUGA